Anopheles moucheti is the source of this 4780-nucleotide messenger RNA. RefSeq names its product guanine nucleotide-releasing factor 2-like. Gene Ontology annotation, biological process: positive regulation of GTPase activity; Ras protein signal transduction. The record is from RefSeq and is a predicted model, not a curated record. NCBI's taxonomy places the organism in Eukaryota, Metazoa, Arthropoda, Insecta, Diptera, Culicidae. Gene Ontology annotation, cellular component: plasma membrane. Gene Ontology annotation, molecular function: guanyl-nucleotide exchange factor activity.
AUGACGUCCUGCGACUUUGGUGCGUUUGGGUAUGGCAUCCGGAAAAGUACCACAGACGAACCAUCGAAGCCGAUACAAGAUCUUAACUAUCAUGUGCGACAGGUGAAAAAUGCGCUGACACAUUUCAAGGACGUCAUACUGAAGAACAAGCUUGAGAUGUUACCGGGCAAUGGCACGGUUGUUCUGGAAUCUAUUGCUAACGUGCAUACGGCCCUCCAAUCCUAUACACUAAACGAGCAAAGCACGGCAUUUAUUAACGCCACCAACCACGUUCACGUGUCACUGGGCAAUCUGCUAAAAUUGUGUGACGAAGUGUUGCUGACCAAGGAGGGUGAUGAUUGUCCAUCACUUAGCAAGGAAAAUGUAAAGGAGGUAGUUGAAUUGGUGGAGAAUGCCGUGAAUAAUCUAGUUAAUUUGGCAAACGAAAAGCUAUCCGAUCGGAAAUCGACCGUAUCCGUAGGAAACGUUGCUGGAGAUGGUUCAAAGUCGAGUACACCUGGCACAAGCUCCAACACAUUACAAAGACCAACAGUGGACGUGGUCAGCCAACGAACUUCUCUGCCAGACAUUCCACUAACACCACGCGAGCGCGAUAUUCUUGAACAAACUUCCUUGAAGACGGUGCGUGCGUCACAUAGUACCGAAAGCAUCUUACGUGAUUCGAGUCCACCACCUCCUCCCAAACCACCAUUACCCGAUCGUUCGCAGGAACCACCACCUCCAUUGCCACCAAAACGAAAGAGUCAACAUGCUAAAAACCAUUCCUUCCAUGAUACAACAUCAUCCGACUGCAAUUCCACUGAUUCCACCAUUUUUCACGCGGAUGGAGGAAGCAGUGUGGGUAUUGGUAGUAGAGGAACCGGUGGCACAAGUGGAAAUAUUGGUCUUGACCGAAUGUCGCUACGUUCUCGUUCUCCUGAAGAUAACUGCAGUCUCUUGAGCGCCAGUGCCGGUUCGCUGGAUUCAGCUCUUAAUCACUCGCGCGAGGAAGAUGAAUUGAGGGCACUCACUAGUUGUUCUUCACAUGCUAGUGCUCCGGCCGCUAGUUUAGGUGGGUUAGUAAUGCUCGGAACGUCAUCCGGCACUCAUGCCUGGGAAGAACCUGCAGAUUUGGUUGGUUUACCGCAGAACAGUAACAGCAGUCUAAAUCGCAACUCGAAUGAGUCUGGGUUCGAGUCAAUGUAUUCGCUGCGAGUAAGUCGGGAUCAGCAACAACAGCAACAACAAAUGAUGCAUUAUCAGAGUACGGCUGCCUCCGUCACGACUCAUCAUCAUCAGAAAAGUGCCAGUUCGUCGUCCUCAUCAGCUUCUUACGUGCACAAAUCAGAAUCUAUUGUGGACGGUAUAACCACACUCGUGGUGACUUCUGACAAGAGUUCCUUGCAACGACAACAGCAACUACACCUACAACAGCAUCACCAAACACAAGUGCUUCAUCAUCAUCAUCAUCAUCAUCAGGAACAGCAACACUUUCACCAGAAAAUCGACACUAUUAUCACGCAGGCAAGUGAUGAAGGUACGGGCGAUUCGAAAGUUAUCGAACAGCUUGCCUGUUCGGCUUCACUGAAUUCGACUACUUCUGGUAGCAGUAGUAUAUCGAAACUGCUCGAGCAAGAUUCUAGUAUAGAUGAGAUUGGAAGUGAUGACGUAUUUCCACGACCGAGUGGUUCCUCAUCCGACAGGCCACCAGCACUUCCUGUCAAGACACGAUCACACAGUAUUAAACGAGAACGCCAUCCAUCACAGUACGAUAAUGUGGACGAGGUCGAUUUAGAGCGAAGUGCUCAAGAUUCAUUUGGCCACUUUCCGUUGCCUAACUCGCCAUCAUAUUUAUACAGUCGACAACAGAUGUUUCAUAAUCUACCGAGCAAGCAUAUUAGCUUGAUCGAACCUAGACACAUGACCCGUUUCCAAGAAGAACCACCACCGCUCCCAAUUAAGAAGAAGCAUAUGUUUCAAAGUGUUGCAUAUUCAGUAAUGGCCUACAUGGAAAUAUUUGGCAGUGCCACACAGAACCAGUCCGAAUUUAUGCGUCACUCUGUUCACACGUACAAUCUUGCACAGUCCGAACAGGUAUCUUCUAGUAUUAACACGAGUAAUCACAAUAUUUCUCCCAGUCAAACAAUAAGUCUUUCGCCAUCGUGUAUUGCUCCGGCUACGGUGUCACCACCUAAUUCACCAAACGUUAACAUGAAACCACCCGCUCUGCCACCAAAGCGUCAACGUAUAAACAGCAAAACGCCAAGCAUUGCAUCAACACCUCCUGCCAGUCCUAAAAUUUUUCAAGAUCAGCAUCAUUACAUACAUGGCGUUCAUUGUCAUCAGCAUCCACAGAAAAAUUCGAAUACAAUCAAUACAUCACCCUCACCAUCAACGACAUCCCUCGUAUCGGCGCAAUCUGGAGUUGGACUAACGCCAACGACUACCUGUACUCAAACGCUGGACGUGAAAACAUCGAAGGUAUCGCAAGCUACCCAAUCUCCUGAUUUAGAAGCAUCUUCAACAUCUAGCAAUUGUAAUGCUGGCUCGAAUAAUACUACUUCUAUUACUACCACUUCUGCAACUAUCUCUUCCGCUGGUGAUAUUGUGGUUGAUGCCAAAGAGCAAAUCAUUUGUAGUAGUAAUUCCUCUAACAGAACAUGCGAUGCCACCACAAAAGGUCCAACUACGGGAAGGGAAGAUAAUAUAUUAUCUCCUGCUUCUAAUACGAAUCUCGUUACUAGUCGCAGCAGUGGCUGCGUUGCCAAUCAUAGUCGCAGUCAUAACAAUAUUGGCAGUAGUAGUAAUAACGUUGAAUCUAGUAGUUAUUUUAACGAUAUCCAUAACAAGGGUAAAACUAGCAGUAGUAGCGGAGGUCUGUCGGUAUUACCAUCCAGCGAUAUGAUGUACGCAUCGUCCACUACACCACCUGUAGGCGACACCAUAGACGAUCGCAACAGCAAAUCCGGGGAUGAGGUUGAGGUCAUACUUAGACGGAACAAUAAGAACGGCAUAACUAUCUUGGAACAACAGCAUCCCCUGAACUUAAUGGAGGAGCUAGACGUGAGCAAUUAUCUAGUGUUUAAAAAAGAAAACGAAGAUGGACCAGAUGUUAAGGGUGGUCAACCGGAUGCAUUAAUUAUACAUGCCACCAGGGUGCAGAAAAAUUCAGACGACGAUUGCUUAGAGGAUGCUUACGGUGAAGCAUUCAUCACUACGUUCCGCACAUUUAUCUCGCCGCUGGAACUAAUCCAAAAGCUGUCCCAUCGCUAUACUGUCUACCACUGUCAGAUGAAUGAUGCCAAACAGAAAGCCGCCAAAGAAUCGUUUUCCCUACUAGUACGAGUGGUGAAUGAUCUUACCACGCCGGAUUUAAGCGAACGCUUGCUGGUGAUUUUGAUGAACUUUGAUUAUCAGUUGGUGAGUGCUGGGCAUCUCACGAUGGCCAAGUUGCUGCGUGUGAAGUUGAUCGAGAAAGCGUUGAUCUAUAAGCAAAAGGCGUCAUUGACCGUCCAAACGCUAUCGUCUAGAGCACUUGUUGCCCAGCCACCGACUCUUCUCGAUCUUAAGUCGGCUGAAAUAGCGGAACAAAUGACGCUUCUCGAUGCUGAGCUUUUCCAAAAAAUCGAAAUACCGAAAGUAUUAAUAUGGGCACAGGAGCAGUGCGAGGAACGGUCCCCAAAUUUGACGCGUUUCACUGAACACUUUAAUAAGAUGUCUUAUUGGGCUCGUACUCAAAUACUUUCGCAAAACGAUGCCAAAGAUAGGGAGAAACACGUGAUCAAAUUUAUAAAAAUAAUGAAACAUUUACGAAAAAUCAAUAACUACAAUUCGUAUCUAGCACUGCUGUCGGCACUGGAUUCUGCUCCAAUACGCAGGUUGGAAUGGCACAAAACGAUAACUGAAGGCUUACUGAAGGAGUACUGUGCAUUGAUCGAUUCCAGUUCCAGCUUUCGGGCCUAUCGCCAAGCACUGGCCGAAACGAUAUCCCCCUGUAUUCCAUACAUUGGACUCGUGCUACAAGAUCUUACAUUUGUUCACAUUGGCAACCCGGAUCAUUUACCGGACGGUUCGAUAAACUUUUCGAAACGUUGGCAACAGUAUCAUAUCGUGGUGAACAUGAAGCGUUUUAAGAAAGGGACUUAUCCAUUUAAAAAAAAUGAACGCAUCAUUGGUUUCUUUGAUAACUUCGAGUACUAUUUGGACGAGGAUGCUAUGUGGCAAAUUUCAGAAACGAUCAAACCUCGAGGAUCGCGCAAGAAUAACGUCAAUUAGUACAGGUUGAAUUGUUUGCGAGGGAGUAGGGAAGAGCAGCAGGAACGUAAAGCUACAAAACCGUGGGAAGAUGAUGGAAGAUGCAACCAGCAAUCGAUUCAUCGAUAUCGCUAGAAUGAUUGAACGCCAUAUUGUUUUUCGCUAUGUAGAAAAAAGAUGACAAAAACGACUGAUCUGAUUAGGUUGGAAAGAUUUCAUUCUAUAGAUAUAACAACCUGUCGGGUAUAUCAGCAAAAGCAGCGUCAAAUCCCUAGCAAACCGAAAUCCAACCUGGAACGCUUUAAACGAGAUCGGUUAGAAAAUAACGCAUUUAUCUUAGCUAUCCAUAUCGUUAUGAAGCAAAGCAAAUUUUAUUAUAUCCUGAAAAAAAUUAAAAAAUAAACGUCGAGAAUAAGCUUAGUAGCGGUCAUAAUAGCAGUUUGUUCAUUUGUUAUUCGUUCUUACUGUUGCUUCCUGCAUUUUCCUUCAUUCCUGUGUUUUGAAAGUAAGCACUCUUUUUCGACCGUAUAAAAGAAGGUUUACAUGU